AUGGCGUAUGACCGACUUGGUAGUCCGAAUCGGGACGGACGUCAGUACGAUUCCAGGUCUCCUUCACCUGCUCACCCUCUCCAGCCCUAUGCACAUCCCGACGAGUCCUUCUCAAGACAGCACCUUCACUUGCAAAUGCCCCUAGCCUCCAAUGACCGGUUAGCCAUGCAGCCCACCUAUUCGGUCGAGAACAUUCACAAUUCUCAUGGGCAUAAUACCGCCUAUGAGCAACAGGCAGGUCAGCCCGGGGACCAGGGCUAUGGCAGGAAUGACUACAUCGUCUCUCCUGAAGACCAUCAUGACAGCUACUACACCCAGCCAUAUGACCCCCGUCCCCAAGGCGACUAUGCUCUUGAUCCAUAUCCCACACCGGACCAGGCUUAUCGGAACGACAAUGACCAAGUUCCUAUCCUCCAGCCUGACAGUGCAUAUGGUCCUGAUCCGCACUCGCAGCCGGGAAUGGGCGAAUAUGAUGGCUACCAUGACGAUCGCCCGACUCCCUCCCCCGCUCCGAUACGCCGGUGGAAGACGGUAAAAGAAGUCCAGUUGUUUAACGGGAACCUUGUUCUUGAUUGUCCUGUUCCGCCCCGGCUGUUGGCCAAUGUCCCUCAUGCAAAACCACCGGAGAGAGAUGAGUUCACGCACAUGAGAUAUUCCGCCGCCACCUGCGAUCCCAAAGACUUCUAUGACGAGCGCUUCACCUUGCGCCAACGUCUCUUCGCGAAGCCCCGACAGACCGAGCUCUUCAUUGUCGUCACCAUGUAUAACGAAGACGAGUUUCUUUUCACUCGGACCAUGAUGGGCGUCUUUAAGAACAUCGAGUACAUGUGCAAUCGACCGAACAGCAAGACAUGGGACAAAGAAGCCUGGAAGAAAAUCGUGGUCUGCAUCGUUAGCGAUGGUCGUGCUAAGAUCAACGAAAGAACCAAGGCGGUCCUGGCUGGUCUCGGUGUGUACCAAGAUGGCAUUGCUAAGCAACAGGUUAAUGGCAAAGAUGUCACGGCUCACAUCUACGAGUAUACCACUCAAGUCGGCCUGGACCUCAAGGGAACCCAAGUCUCUCUAAGACCGAAAGGUGCCACUCCCGUGCAAUUGCUCUUCUGCCUGAAAGAAAAGAAUCAGAAGAAAAUCAAUUCCCACCGAUGGUUUUUCCAGGCGUUUGGUCGUGUUCUAGAUCCCAACAUUUGUGUCCUACUCGAUGCCGGAACAAAGCCUGGCAAGGACUCAAUUUACCAGCUUUGGAAGGCUUUCGAUCUCGAACCAAUGUGUGGUGGUGCUUGUGGUGAGAUCAAGGUCAUGUUGGACCACGGCAAAAAGCUUUAUAAUCCUCUGGUCGCCACUCAGAACUUUGAAUACAAGAUGUCAAACAUUCUGGACAAGCCGCUCGAAUCUGCCUUCGGCUUUAUCUCCGUGCUUCCUGGUGCCUUCUCCGCCUACCGAUACAUUGCUUUACAGAACGACAAAAAUGGUGAAGGUCCGCUGGAAAAGUAUUUCAAGGGUGAAACAAUGCACGCUGACGCUGGUGUCUUCACGGCAAAUAUGUAUCUGGCUGAAGAUCGUAUUCUCUGCUUCGAACUGGUCAGCAAGCGCAACUGUCGAUGGAUUCUGCAAUAUGUCAAGUCCGCCACUGGAGAAACCGACGUUCCGGACCAGAUUGCUGAAUUCGUCCUUCAACGGAGACGUUGGCUCAAUGGUUCCUUCUUCGCUGCUGUAUACGCUGUUGUUCACGUCUAUCAACUGUGGCGAAGUGAUCACAGUGCCAUUCGGAAAUUCAUGUUCCUGAUUGAAUUCGUUUAUCAAACCAUCAACAUGCUUUUCGCCUGGUUCGCCAUUGGAAACUUCUUCUUGGUCUUUCGUCUUUUGACUGGUUCUCUUGGAUCGCCAGGACCCCUCGGAACCGCGGGGACUGUUCUAGGUGUCAUCUUCGAAUUUGUCUAUCUGGGGACCCUGCUCUAUUGUUUUAUCCUGUCAUUGGGUAAUCGGCCUCAAGGCUCUAAGAAAUCGUACUUGAUGAUGGUGAUUUUCUGGUCCAUCCUGAUGGUGUGGCUUACAUUUGCCUCGGUCUUUCUGACUGUCCGAGCCAUCCAGACAGAAGUCAAUGAAGAUGACUUCUCCUUCUCCAGCAUCUUUAACAACAGUACAUUCUUCAGCCUGAUUGUCUCACUAGCAAGUACAUAUGUCUUGUGGUUUGUGGCGAGCUUCUUGUUCUUCGACCCAUGGCAUAUGUUCACAUGCUUCAUUCAAUACAUCGUCCUCACGCCGACUUAUAUCAACGUCUUGAACAUCUACGCAUUCUGCAACACUCAUGAUAUCACAUGGGGAACCAAAGGAGACGACAAGGCAGAGAAACUCCAGAGUGUCAACGUCAAACCAGGCGGGAUGGUCGAUGUCUUGAUUCCACAGGAUGAUGGUGAUCUCAAUGCGCAAUAUGAGACAGAACUGAAAAAAUUUGCCACAAAACCAAUUAAGGAGGUCAAAAUCCAAACUCCAGCUGACAAACAGGAAGACUACUACAAGUCUUUCCGAAGCAAUGUCGUAACCAUAUGGAUGCUGACCAAUUUUAUUCUGGUUGCCGCCGUUUUGAAUGUGGCAGGAUUCCAAAGAAUCAAUACCGACCAAACCACGCAGCAGAAUUCAACCGUUUACCUGGCCGUCAUUCUAUGGUCUGUUGCAGGUCUGUCGCUUUUUAGAUUCAUUGGGGCAUGUUGGUUUUUGAUUGUGAGAUUGGUAAGUGGCGAGCUUUUCUGA
Molecule: messenger RNA, 2748 nt
Organism: Exophiala aquamarina CBS 119918
Lineage: Eukaryota; Fungi; Ascomycota; Eurotiomycetes; Chaetothyriales; Herpotrichiellaceae
Product: chitin synthase 2
Exons: 2
Coding region: 1-2748 (915 amino acids)
Cellular component (GO): cell septum; cell periphery
Molecular function (GO): chitin synthase activity
Source: RefSeq, a predicted model, not a curated record